CAUCUGAUCGUUGCGCCUUCCUGAAUCAUUGCAUGUUGGUAACCAGAGUCCUCAGUUUCCCCACAGGGUGGCGCUGUCUCACAGUGGCAGUGCAGACCCCAUAUCCCACGUGCAAUGCUCUGUCAGAUGACAACCACAUCGUCAGCCAGUGGCAAGAGGUGCUGCCUGGAGAGUUUGAAGCUCGAGAAAAACUCAGGCAUAGACAUACUCACGAGCUGAAGCUGCUCCUGGUGCGGGUGGGGGGCUGGGAGCAAGUCAAACUCGUGUCCGUGGACAAAGUGGUCAUGUUCUAUCGCUACACCACCCCGACCGCAAUAACCCUUCUUACACGGUGUGCUGCCGGAGAACUUCCCUGUGUGUAAGGAGCUGCUUAUUCCCCCUGGUACCCAGAACUAUGUGGUGCUAUACAACGCCAACAAACGCUUGUUCUGUCUCACCAUCCACAUCAUCACAGGAGGUGCUCAAGAUCCUCAUCUUAGCGCCUUAUUGGCUCUUCCACAAGACUGGUACUUACUCUAUCCCUCCUUGCAGGCAGAACACGCACACAUACACCCCGAAAAAACAUAUACAUGCAUUCAUCUGCACAGUCCCACACACACUCACAGUGAAUGGAAUUACAAAUAUACAGUACCAGUCAAA
Messenger RNA from Oncorhynchus kisutch (coho salmon), 639 nucleotides. RefSeq names its product vacuolar protein sorting-associated protein 13D-like. The record is from RefSeq and is a predicted model, not a curated record. Lineage: Eukaryota; Metazoa; Chordata; Actinopteri; Salmoniformes; Salmonidae. The transcript is spliced from 3 exons. The coding region runs from base 33 to 362 and encodes 109 amino acids.